Heterostelium album PN500 is the source of this 2319-nucleotide messenger RNA. RefSeq lists its product as uncharacterized. Gene Ontology annotation, molecular function: ATP binding; protein kinase activity. The record is from RefSeq and is a predicted model, not a curated record. The transcript is spliced from 5 exons. The coding region runs from base 1 to 2319 and encodes 772 amino acids. Lineage: Eukaryota; Evosea; Eumycetozoa; Acytosteliales; Acytosteliaceae. Gene Ontology annotation, biological process: protein phosphorylation.
AUGUAUUAUUAUGAUAGUUGUGAAAGUAUUAAAACAGGAACUUUUAGAGAUGAUAAUACUAUUCAAUCAUUUACAUUUUGUGAUGAUUUCAAUAAACAAAUAGAACCUGGAUCACUGCCACCCAAAUUAAAAUCGUUGAUUUUUGGAGAAUAUUUUGAUCAAAUCCUACUGCCUGGUUCACUACCACCAACACUAGAGGUUCUUGUUUUAAGUGAGAAUUACGAUCAACCAUUUCUACCUGGAGUGCUACCAACUACACUGAAAUCAUUGAUAGCAAGGGAUUGCGAACAAAUAUCAGAGGAAUUUAUCAUCAAAUAUAGACAUAAUAAUAAUAAUAAUAAUAAUAAUAAUAAUUAUAAUACAGAAGCAGAAUAUCUUCAAUGUCAUUUAGUAGUUCCACUUCAUUAUGAAAUUAAUGUUGAUAUGGGUGAAGUUGAAGAAGAAGAAGAAGAAGAUAAAGUAGAAGAAGUAAAGGAAAAACAAGAAGAAGAAGAAGAUAUUGAGGAAGGAGAAGAGUUUAUAUCUUUUUAUUUCAAGAAUAAAACUUUGUUUAAUUUAAUAAUUUCUUAUCCUAAAGGUGAAAAAGAAGAAGAAUCAGAAAAGGAUGGAGCAGCAAUUGAGAAUGGUGUCGAAAUGAAUCUACUUGGCUCUGUUUCAGAAUACGGAUCAUCUACAUUUUAUUUACCAUAUGAGAGAAAGAAAUGCAGCAAAUUUAGAUUGUUUGUUUUUAAAGAUAAUGAUCCUUCUGUUCUAUCAAUAGAUUGUGAUCGAUCCAAUUCCUACUCAUUUCAGUUCCGUAGUUAUCAAAAGUAUUCGGCCAUAGAUAAAUCUAUACAAUCGCCAUUGCUCCCAAUCUUAAAGCAACAUAUCAUAAAUGAAAUUUCAUAUGAUUCAUUAACUCGAUUCGGAAAUUCUGCUAAUGGUGUAUUUUUAGUUAGAUCUCAACUUGGAAAAUUAUGUGUCUAUAAAAGAAUUAAGUAUGAAACACAUACAAGGCAUUAUUCAAGUCUUUUAAAUGAAAUCAAAGCUAUGGAGUUGUUGGAGAAUGAAAAUAAAUUUGUUAAACUGGUAGACUAUUUGGAUGAAAAAGAUAUCAAAAACUUUCAUAUUAUAACUGAAUAUUGUAGUUGUGGUGAUCUACAACAAUUAUUCAAUCAUAAAGUUGAAGCUAAAAGAAUCAUUCACUGUGAUAUUAAACCUUCGAAUAUAUUUAUGACCGAGAACGAUCAAUUGGUUCUUGGUGAUUUUGGAUGUUGUAUAUUUUUGGAUGGUCAAAGCGAUGCUGUAGAAGAUUUGUAUGAGAAAUACAAUCAGUACAAACAAACAAUUAUGGAGAAAGAAUUACAAAUGAAUAGUUCUGAAGACCAAUCAGAACCAUCUGUAAUGGAUAUCAGUGAAGAGAAAUCCACAUUCAAAGCGACAAGAGGAACUUUAGGAUUCAUUCCACCUGAAGCAAAGUUUAAAUUGUAUUUCCAAUCAUUUGAUAUUUUUUCAAUAGGAUCUACCAUUCUAAAACUAUUAUCCUGUCAUGAAGAAGAUAGAGGGAAUCAUAAUCUAUUUAAAUUUGAUCGAAUUAUUAAAAUAUCUGAUGAAAGAUACUCGAAGAAUUUAAAGGAUUUGGUUUGUCAACUAUUAGAUUCUGAACCAAAGAAUAGAGAAUCUAUACAAAGAAUCCUAAAUAAAUACUCUGCCGAUAGUAUACGUCAAAAUACUAUGCACUACGAUAUGAAUCUACCACUAAAAGCUAUCCCAGAGUAUAUUACAGAGUUGGAGUUUGGAGAUAGUUUCGAUCAACCUAUUCCCACUGGAUUGCUACCAAAGUUACUGAAACAGCUCACAUUUGGUUUCUUUUUCCGACAUGAAUUAAGACCUGGAGUUCUGCCACUAGGACUAGAGUAUUUGAGAUUGGGGCAUGAGUACGAUUAUGAAUUGAAGCCAGGAGUGUUGCCACCUAGCUUGAAAACCUUGGAGUUUGCUGGUCCUUAUGAAGUUACGAUCAGACCAGGUGUUUUGCCAGGUACAUUGGAAACCAUUUACCUAGGAUCGUGCUCUACUUUUAUUGAACCAGGUGUCUUACCUUCUUCACUUAAAUCACUGACAUUUCCAGGCGAAUAUAACUACCAGAUUCCUUUUGGAGUACUUCCAAAUUCCUUGGAAACCUUGGCAUUCGAUGAUGGAUAUGAACUUGAAAUAGAUGAACAAGCAAUACCACUUCCAUUAAAGACUUUAACAGUUGGAGAGACAUCGAUUGAUCUCCCAGAACAUUCACAGAGAUCAAAAAGAUUAAAAAAACUUAAAAGUUUACUUCUAAUAAAAUAA